Messenger RNA from Botrytis sinoallii, 1353 nucleotides. RefSeq lists its product as uncharacterized. Bases 1 to 1353 code for a protein of 450 amino acids. The transcript has 2 exons. NCBI's taxonomy places the organism in Eukaryota, Fungi, Ascomycota, Leotiomycetes, Helotiales, Sclerotiniaceae. The record is from RefSeq and is a predicted model, not a curated record.
AUGGAGGAGGAAAAGGUCAAAAAACUACCUCCUAGGGUUAUUCAGCACAUGACAGAAUUUGAUACAACCUAUCACCCCGGAAUAGACCCCAAAGAUCUUGCUCACCUCGUUCAUGACACUAUAGUUAGUGAACGCAAAGACAUCAAAUCCGCACGACGUCGGCCAUAUGAGAUAUUCUGCUACAAUUGUGGAUUGGAUGAUGAUCUCGCCCGAGAAGGAUACACUUCACGCGUAAAGAUCAAAUCUACUAGAGAAAACAAUGCCAUGUGGGAACUUGGCGGACCAGAUGGGCCAUGGAUACUGAAAGAUGAAAUGAACAUUGCCAAAGAUGGCAAGUCGGUGGACUAUACAGUACAGAAAUUUCUUCGGGAUGCGAAUGUAGGCAUACCUCUUGUGGAGAUGUACAGAUUUGGGGGCGGCGAUGAAAAGUUCAAUUUCACAAUGAUGUCUCGAGCAAAAGGAAAAUCGCUAGAGGAGUGCAUGGACGAUCUUUGCGAUGAACAGAGCCAUGAUGUUGAAAUGGAUCUCUUGAAACACAUUAAGAGCAUUCGCCAGUUUACUAGUCCUCACAUGCGGAGAGUGGAUGGCGGAGAGCUUCAUGAUAACUAUGUUGGAAAAUGCAAUGGACUUCCAUGUAUGGAGACAGGGCGAAAUGAAGAAGAAUGGCUGGAAAAUUUGACUCCUGGGAUUCGUAAAGCUCUUCUACGUAGGCUUUGGGGGCGAAAUAAAGCUGGGCUUCAGGAUCCAGCAAAACGAGACUUGUGGGUCAAACUGGCAGACGAACACAUAGUUAAGAUCAAAGCAGACUUCCCAAAGGGUGGACCAUAUGUUCUAACCCAUGGCGACUUGCAUGAUAGGAAUAUCUAUUGCUCGAAUGACAAUGCGGAUCAAAAGUGGAGAGUCACCGCAAUUAUUGAUUGGGAAACGGCUGGCUACUACCCUUGGUGGGUAGAACUUGCUCGCAACCCUCGAUUACUAUGCGGUAGCGGUACGAUAGAAGAGCGGGUUUCGGAGUUUUGCCCCCCAACAUUCAAUACGGAAAAGUGGAAGCCGACGGUAAAGGCCUUGAAUGAAAUUGCUGACCUAUGGGACAGCGGAACUUAUAUCGAUUACAGCGAACAUGAAAUGGGUCGUGCAAAUAAAUGGUAUAGCAAGGAUUUUUGUGAUUGCCAUAAAGUGAAAAGGGAAUUUCUGGAGGUGGAUAUGGGGUGGCCCCAAAAGCAUCGUGAUGUCUUUGACCCUGAGCUUUCGGAUCCAGAUGAUGAUCCAGAAGAUGAAGAUUCGAUUUACAAAUACAAUUUUGAAAAAGAUGAGAGAGAGUUUUUGCGGUGGUUCAAUACAAUUAGUACAUAG